Messenger RNA from Strongylus vulgaris, 291 nucleotides. The record is from the annotation of a GenBank genome assembly. Lineage: Eukaryota; Metazoa; Nematoda; Chromadorea; Rhabditida; Strongylidae.
AUGGAGGCAAAUCGAUCGCAACCUUCACGAAAGUUGGAACAACUCCCGCCGAGUUACUUCAGUCGAUAUGGUCAAGUACGCAGUGUAAAUAUGUUCUUUGUGAGUAUUUACGCUUUUACGCAUCUUGAUGCUGAAACGGGUCUGCAUCGCGGUUUUGCUUCUGUGACAUUUGAGCAUCCAGAAAGUGCUACUCGAGCAAUGCAACAGCGACCGCAUGUCAUUGAUGGCGAUAGAGUUGACUUGGAACCAUUCAUCCCUAUGUUGUCGAAGAAGAAGGAUAUUAUAUUGUAG